This is a messenger RNA of Poecilia latipinna (sailfin molly), 1352 nucleotides long. RefSeq lists its product as uncharacterized. The record is from RefSeq and is a predicted model, not a curated record. Bases 51 to 1136 code for a protein of 361 amino acids. The transcript has 4 exons. Lineage: Eukaryota; Metazoa; Chordata; Actinopteri; Cyprinodontiformes; Poeciliidae.
ACUACUAUUCGCGGAUAUUUUGAGUCAGGACACACGAGGUGAUACUAGACAUGCUACGGACCAACCACGAUGUGUCACUUAGUAUGCGGUCACUAAAGUCUCAUUUGAAAGAAGAAGGAUUGCAUAGAAGAGGCAACUACUCUCCACUUCCUGAAGUGAGGCGUGCCAUUAUGACCGAGCUGAGAGGACCAGGGCAAUUAUUUGGCUAUCGGACCAUGUGGCAAGUUCUGAAACAAAAACACAACCUACGAGUUAAACGUGAUCUUGUAAUGAGACUGCUGAGGCAGCUGAAUCCCCAAGGCAUCGCUCUGAGGACUCACAGGAGAUUUACAAGACGCACGUAUCAUUCUAUGGGGCCCAAUUACAUAUGGCAUGUAGAUGGCUACGACAAACUGAAGCCAUUCGGCUUGGCCAUCUCAGUAUGCAUUGAUGGUUUUUCGAGAAGAAUGAUGUGGCUUGUUUGUGGGUCAACAAACAACAAUCCUUCUGUCAUUGCCCAGCAUUAUAUAAACUGUGUCAAGAGUCUUGGAGUGAUACCAAUGAGACUACGAACAGACCUCGGCACAGAGAACGGGACUGUGGCAGCAAUACAGUGUACCCUCCGCCAUGCGCAUACGGAUUAUUAUGCUGGAUCAUCAAGCCACAGUUACGGAUCAUCCACAGGGAAUCAACGCAUCGAGUCAUGGUGGUCUUUUUUCAGAAGAGGAAGGUCUCAGUUUUGGAUGGACUUGUUUGGAGAUCUAAGAGACUCCGGACACUUCAACGGAACCCAUGAGCAUCAGUGCUUGGUCAGAUUCUGCUUCACUAGAGUUCUGCAGAAAGACCUGGAUGAAUGCAAAGAUCUCUGGAAUAGUCACAGGAUACGGCCAAGCAGACUUGCAUCUUGUCCUGGGGGGAUUCCAAACAAACUCUAUCUCUUGCCUCACAGAUAUGCUUCAAGAGAUUGUGGAUUUCCUGUUGAGGACAGCGAUCUGGAUGUUUUCCCAGAAGCAAGUCAGGUGACAGAAUUGUGUGGUGAUAAAGACAUUGAGGAAUACCUACAGCAAGCCAUGCAACAACAUGGACAACAGCAGUCAGAAGACUGGGAGUCAGCUAUGGAACUGUAUUUCCUGCUCAAGGACAUAGCGAGACUGUAGACACAAACAACGAGAAUCAAAUUGUUUAAUAUUUUGUCUCCUGUUCAUUUUGCUCAAAUGAAACUUCAUUGUUACUCAGAACAGCAACAAGUGCAUUAAACUUUUUUUAUACACCAAACUGUGCAUUCAGUGUGAACUAUGAAGAUAAAAUGUGCACAUUACACUCUUAAUACAAUUCUAACAAAGUUUUGAGUAGUCUAUUGGUUUUACAGCUGC